Zymoseptoria tritici IPO323 is the source of this 2391-nucleotide messenger RNA. RefSeq names its product peptidase M28. The record is from RefSeq and is a predicted model, not a curated record. Gene Ontology annotation, molecular function: carboxypeptidase activity. Bases 94 to 2391 code for a protein of 765 amino acids. NCBI's taxonomy places the organism in Eukaryota, Fungi, Ascomycota, Dothideomycetes, Mycosphaerellales, Mycosphaerellaceae. The transcript has 5 exons.
CACCUUGCCCGGCCGUGGCCGAUCGAUCAAUGGUUCAGGAACCACUAGAACUACUGACUUCUGUCCGCUAAGCGCGACGUCUACGGCAACAACAUGCCCAGUGAGCAGACCCCGCUCAUCCAGAGCGUGCCUGUCGAGGAGAGGAGGGAAAGAUAUCCUAACACGAGAGUUCGCCGAAUUUGCACUAUCGCCUUGACCUCCGCUCUCUCCAUUGCCGCGAUUGUUUUCGUUGGAUUCGCUAUUGCGGGCAAGACAGUCUUCCCAAUCGGCGACGACUCCAAGUCACCAAACCAUGGUGGGCAGGUGCCACACUCUGGCUGGCCCGAGUCGGAAGGCAUCGACUACGAGGAUUUGAAGAAGACAUUAUUGGACACACCUGACGGAGAGAGGGCAAGGGAAUGGAAUCAGUACUAUAGUUCUGGCCCGCAUUUGGCGGGCAAGAACUUGAGUCAGGCAGAAUGGACGAGGGACAAAUGGGUCGAGUUUGGCGUACACCAUGCUGAGGUCGUGUCGUACGACGUCUAUAUCAACUAUCCGCUCGAUCAUCGGCUUGCGUUGUUGAAAGAUGGAAAGGUCGAGUUUGAGGCGACCUUGGAGGAAGAUGUACUCGAGGAAGACCCCACGACGAACCUAACCGACAGAGUUCCAACUUUUCACGGCUAUUCCGCGAGUGGAGAUGUCACGGCACCAUACGUCUUCGCCAACUACGGAACGUAUCAAGACUACGAAGACCUGGUCGACGCUGGCAUCGACAUUAAGGGCAAGAUAAUCCUGGUCAAGUAUGGCGGUAUCUUCAGAGGCUUGAAAGUCAAGCGAGCAUCGGAGCUUGGUGCUAUUGGUGUUAUUAUCUACGACGAUCCUGGCGAAGAUGGCGAGAUCACUGAAGAAAAAGGCUUGAAGCCAUACCCCGAUGGACCAGCAAGAAAUCCAAGUUCUGUUCAGAGAGGUAGUGUGGAGUAUCUGUCCGUCGCUCCUGGAGACCCAACUACCAUUGGCUACCCAUCGAAACCGGGAACUCCUCGUCAGUCUACGGACGGCAAGAUUCCAGACAUUCCAUCACUGCCAAUCAGUUACGCUGAAGCUCUGCCAUUGCUCAAAGCACUGAACGGCCACGGGCCAAAAGCAUCUUCUUUCAACAAGUACUGGCACAAGGGCGGCCUUGGCUACAAAGGCGUGGAAUACAACAUCGGACCAACUCCAGACUCGAUCACGAUCAACAUGAUGAACAAGCAGGAGUACGUGACCACUCCUCUUUGGAACGCCAUCGGCGUCAUCAAUGGCACUGUUUCUGACGAGGUGAUUGUCAUUGGCAACCAUCGAGAUGCCUGGAUCGCAGGAGGCGCAGGAGAUCCCAACUCCGGCUCAGCGGCUCUCAACGAAGUCAUCCGCUCUUUCGGCGUAGCCCUCAAAGCAGGCUGGAAACCCCACCGAACGAUCGUCUUCGCAAGCUGGGAUGGUGAAGAGUACGGCCUCAUUGGCAGCACCGAGUGGGUGGAGGAGUACCUUCCCUGGCUCUCGGCGUCCACCAUCGCCUACAUCAACGUUGACGUCGGCGCUCGCGGCCCUCACUUCGCCACCGCCGCGGCUCCGGUUUUGAACAAGGCUAUCUACGAGGUCACCAGCCAAGUACAGUCUCCAAACCAGACCGUCGAGGGCCAGACUGUCCGCGAUACCUGGAACGGACACAUUGAUACCAUGGGUUCCGGCAGCGACUUCACCGCCUUCCAGGACUUUGCCGGCAUCCCGUCCAUUGAUGUCGGGUUCGCCUCUAGUCGUUCUGACCCUGUAUACCACUAUCACUCCAACUACGACUCGUUCCACUGGAUGGAUAAAUACGGCGACCCGGGCUUCCAAUACCACAUGACAAUGGCCAAGAUCAUCGCUCUGCUCGCGGCGAAGCUGGUCGAGGAGCCCGUCGUGCAGUUCAAUGCCACAGACUAUGCGCUGGGCUUGAACAAGUACCUCUCCAGCCUGGAAAAGUCCAUCUCCACAACUUCCAUGUCCAAGUCGCCCCUCAGGAAACUUGAAAAGUCGAUCGACGCCUUCCUCAAGACGUCCAUCGCUUUCGACGCCCACGCCGCUAAGCUCUCGUCUCAACUUCGUUCACACUCCUCGUCCGCAAGACGCAAGCACAAGCUGUACAGGAAAGUUCGCGCGUUGAACACGAAGUACAAGCUCCUCGAGCGGCAGUUCUUGUAUCAACCGGGCCUGGACAGUCGAACGUGGUUCAAGCAUGUCGUGUUCGCUCCAGGUUUGUGGACUGGAUAUGCAGGGGCUACGUUUCCGGGUAUUGUGGAGGCUUACAAUGAGAAGGACAAGAAGGCGGUGGAGAAGUGGACAGGGAUCAUCAUCAAGGCUGUGGAGGAUGCGACGAAGUUGUUGGAGGAGUGA